AUGGGCUUUAAUAUAGAAGAGAGAUUAUAUAAUAAUAUUGCUAGAAAUAGGUCUUUGGAUAAUGCUAGUGAGGAUAACACAAAGUUUAAAGAUGCUAGAUAUAUAGAAUAUAGAGGCUACUUGGAUUUUAAUCAGCAAUAUAUAGCUUUUGAGAAAUUAAUCAAGAAAAUGAUGAAGACAAUGUUAGAAAAAGUAGUAGAAAAGAUUAGGAAAUUAAUAGCUAUAAGAGCAUUUGUUUUAAAAAUAGUAAAUCAUAAAGGAUGGAAUAUUGCUGCAGAGAUUGGGAAUAAUUCUUCAAAUAAUCUUAUAAAAGCCAAUAAGCUAACAAGUGUAAGACAAUUAGCUAAGAAUAAAUGA
Molecule: messenger RNA, 357 nt
Organism: Cetraspora pellucida
Lineage: Eukaryota; Fungi; Glomeromycota; Glomeromycetes; Diversisporales; Gigasporaceae
Source: the annotation of a GenBank genome assembly